AUGUUCAUCCUCUGGCUCAGAGUCGGGGUCUUCGUCGUUGUCGAGUUCCUCGGGGCCUUCCCUAUCGUCGUCUUCCUCGGGGUCCUGGGCAUUGUCAAUCCAGCAAUCAUCAUCGUCCUCGAUCUCCAACUCUCCUGCAUGCGUGUCUUCAAGUGCUUCGAGAUCAUUGACAUCAUGCAGAGGUUGUACUCGCUGUUUUCUCAAAGCAUGUUCGCGUGA
Messenger RNA from Epithele typhae, 219 nucleotides. RefSeq lists its product as uncharacterized. NCBI's taxonomy places the organism in Eukaryota, Fungi, Basidiomycota, Agaricomycetes, Polyporales, Epitheliaceae. The transcript is spliced from 2 exons. The record is from RefSeq and is a predicted model, not a curated record. The coding region runs from base 1 to 219 and encodes 72 amino acids.